GAGACAAUCCGGAAGUGGGAGUAAAGAAGAGGUGCCACUUGGCGGCCAUGGCAGCAGUAGUAUUGGCGACUCAGGGUCAGGGCCUGGCUGAGGGAAGUACCAUGGGCAGCACCGGGUGUAGGGCAGAGACAGCAUCGUAUCGACUUUGCUGUUGAAUCCUCCGGCCCAAGUUAGAGACUUGCAAGACGUCUUGCCCAACUCUAGACUCGGAAGGUAGUUUGCUGGGACUGGUGGGCUGGUCCCUUCGCUGGGGGCGUAUCACCUGCGGUGCCACCCCUGGGAACAGGUACCGCUUGUGAAGAAGACACUUGGGUUUACCUCUUUUUCCUGCUGCUACCAGGGGCAUUGUCUAGGGGAGCGAGUCGUUGUGUCACCCUCAUUCCGACGAUUGAGGAGAUCUCUCUUCGCACAAUUUCUCCAUCUGUUACCGACCGGAAUCCCAGUGACUGGCAACCAAGUACCUAAUUGCGCGAAGUUUUCUCUGGUGCUAGUAUCAGCAAAAGGAGCUUGCUUCUUAAAAGAGCGGCGUGCUUCGUGAACACACCGGCUGGUGGCAAGACUGAAAGAAGUGGGGGAAAUUCCCCCGUUUUCUUGGAAGACCACACGUUUAAACAGCCUAAGCGCCUUUUUAAACUGCUGGAAUUUUAAAAGCCUGGUGGUCGAGGGUGACUACAGGAGGGCAGAAUGGAUGAUUUUCUCUCCAUUAGUCUGCUGUCUUUGGCAAUGUUGGUGGGAUGCUACGUGGCUGGAAUCAUUCCUUUGGCUGUUAAUUUCUCAGAGGAGCGGCUGAAGCUGGUGACUGUGUUGGGUGCUGGUCUUCUCUGUGGAACCGCACUGGCGGUGAUUGUGCCGGAAGGGGUGCAUGCACUUUAUGAAGAGGUUCUGGAGGGAAAACACCACCCAGCCAGUGAAACGAAGCAGAAUGCGAUUGCAUCAGACAAAGCAGCAGAAAUAUCAGUUGUCCAUGAGCACGAGCACAGCCAUGCCCACACACAGCUGCACGCCUCCAUCGGUGUAUCCCUUGUGCUAGGCUUCGUUUUCAUGUUGCUAGUGGACCAGAUCGGCAGCUCCCAUGUGCAUUCCACUGACGAUCCAGAAACAGCAAGGCCCAGCAGUUCCAAAAUCACCACCACGCUGGGGCUAGUCGUCCAUGCUGCAGCUGAUGGUGUAGCUUUGGGAGCAGCAGCCUCUACUUCACAGACUAGUGUCCAGUUAAUUGUGUUUGUGGCAAUAAUGCUACACAAGGCUCCAGCAGCAUUUGGGCUGGUUUCCUUUCUGAUGCAUGCUGGCCUGGAGCGGAAUCGAAUCAGAAAGCACUUGCUGGUCUUUGCAUUGGCAGCGCCAGCCAUGUCCAUGCUGACAUACUUAGGAUUAAGUAAGAGCAGUAAAGAAGCCCUUUCAGAGGUCAAUGCCACUGGAGUGGCCAUGCUUUUCUCUGCUGGGACAUUUCUUUAUGUUGCCACCGUCCAUGUCCUCCCUGAGGUGGGUGGAAUGGGGCACAGCCACAAACCUGACACCACUGGAGGGAGAGGCCUCAGCCGCCUUGAGGUGGCAGCCCUGGUUCUGGGUUGCCUCAUACCGCUCAUACUAUCAAUAGGACACCAGCAUUAAAUCAUUCAGGUUCCAGCCGCAGUCCACGGCCAUUCCAUCUGGGAGGAAGAGCACGCGUGUGACGUGACGCUCCUCGCUUCCUCAGUGUCUCGUCUCACCUUGUGCAUCUCUACCUGUGUUCCUAGGGUCUGAGGGAGAUGAGAGUCAAUCGUGGAGAAGUGCAACAACAUAUAGCAGGAACAUCAGAAUUAGACAGAGACUUUGUGUUGUCUUUUAAAGGGACUUUGAUAUAUUGAGUUUUGAUGUUUCUCUUAACCCUAUUCUCAGGGAAGAUGGAAUUUAGUUUUAAAGAAAAGUGGAGAACUUCAUACAAUGAAAUAGUAAUUAUGAAACUGCAGUGUUCUGUAAUUAAGCUAAAGUUUUUUUCCCUUAGUUUAGAGACUCUGCCACUUUACCCAUUGGUUUUUAACAUGGUUCUCACCAUGUAAGACUGGUGCUUUAGCAUCUGUGCCACAUGCCAUGAGAGAAGGUGGGAACACCCAUCCCUUAGAUGCUAAAGAUGACGGCAACUAAUUUGAGGUUAGACUAUGGGAAAUAGGGGCAGGAGACAUAAGCUGAACUGAACCCAAAAGAAACAUCCAUCGAAGGGGGUGUUUAGAGUCUUCAACAACUCCUUCCCACGUGCCUCCCUAAAUAAAGCCUGCCCUUCCUUCCAAUAGAGCAAUGGAGGGGCUGGCUUUUAAAGAGAGGUCUGUUAUCAUAGAGCAUUUUUAAAAAAAUGUAUCCUUUGCAGAAUACUUGUCUGUAGCACUCUUAGUAGCCAGAUUCUGUUCAGGCACAGGAUUUCUGUCAAGAACAGUGAUCACGGUGAAAUUAAGGGACGUUAAGUUUUCCCGGAAUUUGGAUAGUUGCUGAUAUCUUGUAGUAACCUUUUUAAAAAGUAACACUAUUACAAAGAAUGUUGUCUUUUUCUUCUAAGUCAGUGGUUCUCAACCCUCCAGACACUGCAUUCCUUUAAUACAGUUCCUCAUGUUGUGGUGCCCUCCCAGCCAUAAAAUUAUUUUGUUGCUACUUCAUAACUGUAAUUUUGCAACUCUUACAAAUCGUAACCUAAGUGUCUGGUAACAGGAUAUCUGAUAUGCCACCCCUGUGGGGGUCAUGACUCCCAGGCUGAGAGCGCUGUUCUAAGUAUUUCUUUUAGUGGCCAGCAGUCCCUCUGGCUGAGCCCUCUCCCAGAGCGGAAAAUGUUUCUGUCUGCUCCUUAGCUCCUGUGCAGGAGACAGUUGUCUGUAUCAGAGGAGUAUCUGCUGCGGGCCUCAAUCUCCUCGCAAUCAUGUCUACAUCCCACUCUUCCCUGGCUCUCUCCACGCUACUGCUCCCCGUGAUGUCAGACCUUAUGUGAGGUGAAUCCUCACCUCUUGAACCAUGAUGAUGAAGACAGUACUGCCUAGUCUUCAUUUCCUUCAACUAAGUUACCUUUGUAUCUAGUACAACCUUAUUACAGCCUCAAAAAUGUCACCUCCUCAUGUGAGGUGACACAGUCACUAGUACUCUGAUAAUUUAAGCAAUUGAGAUAGCAAAAGUAUUCAACAAAGGUAAUUCUUCCAUGUUUGCCAAAAUCUGAAUAAAUCCUAUCAGAUAAAUGUAUAAUACUGUAUAUUUUCUGUACCAUUUCAAAAACACUUUACAUAAAGAGGGAGCCAAGACUGGUUUCUUCAGAGCAGUGAGUGCAGUCAUUUGUAUUUUUCUGUGACAUCUAUGCCAGCAUGCCUGUAGUUUUCUUUCUUUCUCUCCUAAAUUGUCACUAGGUCAGCCAGCAGCUAUGGGAUUAAACUGUGCGCCCUCUGCUGGCUGUAGUGAAGAAAGCAGAAAUGGGAUGCAGUUCUGUGUGGAGGCUGGUGGCCAUUGCAUCCCUUGCCAAAGUGUUAAUGUGUGCAGUAUGGGAAUGUGGGUGACUCUAGUGAUUAGGCACAAACAGGUGACUCCUUCAAAAGUACAGAUGUCUUGAUCUCUCUAGAAGCUCACUGUGUCUGGUUUGGGUAUAAGUAGCUUCCUUCAUCUCGCUCCGUGCAGUGGUCAGGGAUUUUGUGCUGGCCAGAGCCUCUUUCGUUCAGCAGUGCCUUGCCAUCUCUAAGUUUGUCUAGAAUAUCAUGUUGGGUAGGGCCUUGGACUCUGGCAAGAAAUGAACCAUCAAACUUCCAAAUCUGCCUUCCCCUCCGGGCCUCAGUCAUAGUGAGCUUUCCAAAGCUGGGGCCUUUCCAGACCCGGGGCUGCUGCCUGGGGACAGCACGUCCCUUCCCUGCCCAGCAGACUCAGAUAGCCAUAUGACUCUUAAUAGGGCUCAAAUGCACUAGAUGCAGCAGGAACCAUGCAGAGGCCUCUGCCUAGUGGGGAGAGGUUACUCGUGUGGCAAGCAGUUCCCCCAGAGCAGCCACCUUGAUCGCUUCACUACACGGUUCAGUUCUGUUUCUCCUCCUUAAAACUCCCUCCGGAGGUGUGGAUGCCUUAAUGCGCAAACACAUUUGAACACAUUGGUGAUACUUCAGCUGCUGCCACAAUUACAAGUGGACUUAUGGGUUACCAAAGAAGCAAUUGAUGAAAAGCAUGGGCUAUAUCCUUUCUCAUGACCAAAGCAGUCUUAAUUGGGAUUGGAGUCCCUUUCUCCCAGAAUCUAGAUGGUCUUCAGAUUCCGAGCACCCUCCCCUCCCCUCCCCAGUUCCCAGUGUUGCCAGUCUCCAAGUCAGCAGGGCAGUGUUGUCCCAUCUGACUCUGCUUUCCUGUGUGUGCUGUUGCCAGCUUGUGCCCUUACAGGCAGACUUCCUGGCCUGGAAAUACCAGCGGUUGGAACGGUACUACCCGCUGAAACAGUGUAUUCUCUUCCCUGCUUCACCUUAGUCCUCAGAUUCUCAGUUCAGAACAGCCAGUUCAGCUGUUCCGGGGGUGGCGGGGUUGGAUCAUUAGAAGAAAGGAAGGGUCUGUUCUUAUAGAAAGGGGAAAAUAGAAAUGGCUGGUUUUAUUUUUCAAGUGUUAGAGAUAGGAGGGGCAUAGCAGUAACAGAGUGUCUUAAGCCCUGACCCUCAUGCUAGUGCAGUUCUGGACAUGGGACUGUAUGUCAAUAGCACAAGCCUCUAAGACGCUCCUGCCUUUUUGAACAAGAACCCCAGACUAUUGCAUCACAGGCCAUCAUUUGGCAAGAGAGUCCUUGUGGCAGACUUUGUUCAGUACAGGUGGGACUCACCCCUGAAGAACACUGGUCGAGGUAUUAUACAGCUGCAACCCUUUUGUACUUAGACAUUGAAGUUCAGCUCAGGAGACCUGAAGAUGGGGGCUGGUGGGGAAGGACGGGCAGACAUGUGGACUUGUUUACACGUGCUCAGUCCCCAUAGUGGCUAAGCUCAGAGAGGGGCUUUGCUCUCUGUCUGGUGUGUCUUCCUGUAAGCUGGAGCUCUAAUGGGAUGCUAACACCAUGAUUCCCCUGGCUUGGUGGCCUAAAUGGUGAUUUUAAAUGUCCCCCUUUCUAGAUUCUUUGUACACAUAAACUCAUUCCAUGGAUGGCUGCCUUAUAAUUUUGUCUCUUUCCACUUUAAUCGUGAAUGGUUUAAAAAUUGCUGUUUUUUUGAUUUGUUUUAUGAUAUUAAAUUUUUAUUAGUGCAUACCUUA
This is a messenger RNA of Apodemus sylvaticus (European woodmouse), 5211 nucleotides long. RefSeq names its product solute carrier family 39 member 9 (gene Slc39a9). Bases 685 to 1611 code for a protein of 308 amino acids. The transcript is spliced from 7 exons. Gene Ontology annotation, molecular function: metal ion transmembrane transporter activity. Gene Ontology annotation, cellular component: membrane. Gene Ontology annotation, biological process: transmembrane transport; zinc ion transport. The record is from RefSeq and is a predicted model, not a curated record. Lineage: Eukaryota; Metazoa; Chordata; Mammalia; Rodentia; Muridae.